Lepus europaeus (European hare) is the source of this 603-nucleotide messenger RNA. Its product is annotated as acyl-protein thioesterase 1-like. Gene Ontology annotation, molecular function: carboxylic ester hydrolase activity; palmitoyl-(protein) hydrolase activity. Gene Ontology annotation, biological process: protein depalmitoylation. Gene Ontology annotation, cellular component: cytoplasm. The transcript is spliced from 2 exons. Lineage: Eukaryota; Metazoa; Chordata; Mammalia; Lagomorpha; Leporidae. Bases 1 to 603 code for a protein of 200 amino acids. The record is from RefSeq and is a predicted model, not a curated record.
AUGUGUGGUAACACCAUGUCUGCUCCAUUGUUAGCCAUGGUGCCUUGUGCCUGGAAGGCUGCCACUGUGGUAAUUUUCCUUCAUGGAUUAGGAGAUACUGGGCAUGGAUGGGCAGAAGGCUUUGCAGGUAUCACAAGUUCACAUACCAAAUGUAUCAGCCUGCAUGCGUUUGAUAAUAUUGGACUUUCACCAGACUCACAGGAGGAUGAAUCUAGAAUUAAACAGGCAGCAGAAAAUGUAAACAUUUUGAAAGAUCAAGAGGUGACGAGUGACAGUCCUAACAGAAUCAUUUUGAAAGGAUUUCCUCAGGGAGGAGUUUUAUUUUUAUAUACUGCUGUUACCAUACAGCAGAAACUGGUGGGUGUCACUGCACUUAGUUGCUGGCUUCCACUUUGGGCUUCAUUUCAACAGGGUCCUGUCAGUGGUACUAAUAGAGAUAUUUCUAUUCUCCAGUGCCAUAGAGAUUGUGACCCUUUAAUUCCACUAAUGUUUGGUUCUCUUACUAUGCAAAAACUAAACACAUUGCUAAAUUUGGCUAGUGUAACCUUUAAGGUCUAUGAAGGCAUGAGGCACAGUUCCUGUCAGCAAAAAAUGGAUGCUUAA